Messenger RNA from Ricinus communis (castor bean), 1101 nucleotides. RefSeq names its product WAT1-related protein At1g25270. The transcript is spliced from 7 exons. The record is from RefSeq and is a predicted model, not a curated record. The coding region runs from base 1 to 1101 and encodes 366 amino acids. Gene Ontology annotation, molecular function: transmembrane transporter activity. Gene Ontology annotation, cellular component: plasma membrane. NCBI's taxonomy places the organism in Eukaryota, Viridiplantae, Streptophyta, Magnoliopsida, Malpighiales, Euphorbiaceae.
AUGAGGCAGAACGUUGAAGUUUUGCAUGGAUUGAAGCCAGUGAUGCUAAUGCUGGUGGUUCAGAUUGUAUAUGCUGGCAUGAAUAUCUUGUACAAAUUGGCUGCAAAUGAUGGGAUGAAUUUAAGGGUUCUUGUUGUCUACCGCUAUAUCUUUUCCACAGCUUUCAUUGUCCCUCUUGCUCUAAUUGUAGAAAGGAAGAGCAGGCCAAAACUGACAUGGGCAGUACUCUCUCAAGCAUUUCUUUGUGGGUUCUUCGGGGUACUGUUACCUCAGAACUUGUAUUUGGAAGGCUUGGCACUAACUUCUGCAACAUUUGUUGUCGCCAUGUCUAACCUCAUACCUGCUUUCACGUUGAUACUGGCCGUCCUUUUUAGGUUAGACAAAUUGGAGCUAAUCACACAGAUAGGGAGGGCAAAGGUGCUUGGAAUAUUAACAGGAAUAGCUGGGGCGAUGAUUCUGACAUUCUACAAAGGUGCUGAAAUUAACAUUUGGUCAACAAAUAUUCACCUUCUGAAACAUAAUCAUCAGCAUCAGAAUAGCCACACAGGCAAUCGUCCCAUUCUGGGCUCCUCCUUGACACUGGCCAGCUGCAUCUCGUUUGCCUUGUGGUUGAAUAUUCAGGCGAAGCUGAGUAAGAGAUAUCCAUGCCCUUAUUCAAGCACAGCACUGGUAUCUGUAAUGGGAUUAAUUCAAUGUCUCACUUUGUCUGCAUGCAUGGAGAGAAAUUGGAAGCAAUGGAUAUUGGGUUGGAAUAUUAGGCUCCUUACUGCAACUUAUGGGGGGAUCGCGAGUUCUGGACUGACUGGAAUCUUGAUAGUUUGGUGCCUCCACAUCAGAGGUCCAGUAUUUGCGACCAGUUUUAGCCCCGUAGCUCUUGUGCUCGUAGCCAUCAUGGGUUCUUUCAUUCUGGGAGAAAAGCUUCACCUUGGAAGCAUUCUAGGAGCAGUGGUAAUUCUAUGCGGAUUGUACAUGUUGCUUUGGGGUCAAACGGAGGAAAUAAAGGAAAAGGCAAAACUGGUGUCAAUACUGGAGGAGGUUGUUACUAGUGUUGAUCAACCAGCCAUAGCUACUUCUACACACGAGAAGGCAUUGCCAAAAUAA